CUAUAGCUGAAACAAAUUACCAGGUUCCUGUGAUUAACACUAGGACGGCUAGCGCUAUGACGGCGAUCACCAGGUACCACAUGUUAUGCAUCUGCCUUUCUGUAGUCACGUGUUUCUGCAUCCCCAUGAUAUUUAUGUAUGACCUUGAACUACACCAUUUUCUCCGUAUGAUUCCGCAUGAUGCUGGAUCAGAGGAUGUAACAACGACCGGGAAAAUGUCCUCAAAUGGUGAUAAUACAACGAUACAUAGCAACACUGUGAAUGCUCGUGAGGUGUUGGACUACAAAACUAACGUACUGGGAAUACGAAAAACGGGCCAAGUCGGGUACAUGGUGUACGACUGCAGCAACGCCCACCAUGGGGAGUGUGGUGGUUGGUCAGACAGAUUGUCGGGCAUGCUCAGUGUAUACGUCAUAGCUCUCGUAACCAAUCAGACGUUUCUAGUGCACCAUGACAACCCGUGUCCUCUCCAAGACUACCUUGACUACAAAGGUCAUAACUGGGUUUUCAACCAGGCACGCAUGGAGGCAAAACAGCUUAGCCACCAAUAUCUACCGUUUUAUUGUAAGGUCCCUGUUGCCAUCAGGUCAAACCGACUGGAUCGUUUGUUUGUAACCUUCCAUAAGGAAAUAAACUUUGUGCGAAUGAACUGGGAUUAUACCGAACAUUUUCGAGCUAGCAAAGGAAUAGGAAAGACAGUCCCUUGGAUCACAACACUACAGUACUCAGAUAUUUACAAACACUUUUUCAAUUCACUCUUCGUUCUGAAAAAAGAACUGAACGAUAACUUAGAUAGUAUCAAGCGACAAAAACAGUUUGCGUGUGCACACAUCCGUAUGGGGGAAUCAGGCACGGUGCGUACAACGCUUCCCCAGCUUGUCGACAUAUGGCGGUUUCUGAAACAAAAGGAAAGACAGAAAUUCUCAAUAUUUGUUGCAACAGACUCGAAUUCAGUGAGGAAGAAGGCUAACAAAUUGUUUCCGCGAUCUAUAGUGGACAUUGAUGGUAUAAUAACACACAUUGACAUAACUAAGAAAGGCGACUUGUGUGCUGGCUUCCGCAAGGCCAUGUUAGACUUCUUCAUGCUGACACGCUGUGAGGCGUUGCUGAUCACGAGGAGUGGGUUUGGUAUACUGGCCGCCUACCUCAGAGAGCAGCACAAGUUACACUGUCUGACCCCUAAUGGCGUGGUCUCCUGCACUAGAUUCACCAUUCAUGAUAUUUAUCCUACUCCGAUCCUGUCGCCGUUCUAGAUAAUUGGGUGGGUUUUUUAAAAUAAUUUGCCAAUGAUAUUCAAGUGCAAAAUAUCUGAUCGAAUUUCACAUUUAAAUAGUUUUUCUAUUGACUCGUACACAAAAGUUCCGUAGGUAUGUCUAAAAGAUUUGUGUUAAAAAUGAUGUACGUCCGAAUAAAUGUUUAUUUUAUUCUCAAGCUAGUCUCAGUGAAACUACCAAAUGUUGUCAGUUAUCUGCGCAUGAAAUGGAUGAGACUUUCAUUGAAUAUGCACAUGAACUGUAUCAAAUAAAGCAUCA
This is a messenger RNA of Mizuhopecten yessoensis (Yesso scallop), 1532 nucleotides long. RefSeq lists its product as uncharacterized. Bases 57 to 1253 code for a protein of 398 amino acids. NCBI's taxonomy places the organism in Eukaryota, Metazoa, Mollusca, Bivalvia, Pectinida, Pectinidae. The record is from RefSeq and is a predicted model, not a curated record. The transcript is spliced from 2 exons.